CACCUGCGCCGUAACGGUCGGCGAAGCAGCUGGUUCAGCCGUUAGGACGGACCGGAAGUGGGGGUCGCGCGACUUCCGGCAGUUGGGCCGUUGAGAGAGGGGCGUGUCGGGAAUGGCGACCAAGAGGCUGGCGCGGCAGCUUGGAUUAAUUAGAAGAAAGUCAAUAGCACCAGCAAAUGGAAAUCUAGGAAGAAGCAAAUCCAAGCAAUUAUUUGACUACUUGAUUGUCAUUGAUUUUGAGUCGACAUGUUGGAAUGAUGGGAAACGCCACCAGAGCCAGGAAAUAAUUGAAUUUCCAGCAGUACUUCUGAACACAUCAACUGGAGAAAUUCAGUCUGAGUUCCAUACUUACGUUCAGCCUCAGGAACAUCCAAUUCUUUCUGAAUUUUGCACGGAGCUGACAGGUAUAAAGCAGGAUCAAGUUGAUGAAGGGGUCCCUCUGAAGAUUUGCUUAUCCCAGUUCUGUAAAUGGAUUCAGAAGAUUCAGCAACAGAAGAAAAUCAUUUUUGCUGCUGGGGUUUCAGAUAUAUCUACUUCUGAAGUAAAAUUAUGUGCAUUUGUUACUUGGUCAGAUUGGGACUUGGGGGUUUGCCUGGAAUAUGAGUGCAAAAGAAAACAGCUGUUAAAACCUGUGUUCUUAAAUUCUUGGAUUGAUCUCAGAGCAACUUACAAGAUUUUCUAUAGGAGGAAACCAAAAGGACUACGUGGUGCCCUGCAGGAAGUGGGAAUAGAAUUCCUGGGACGAGAACAUUCUGGGUUGGAUGAUUCUCGGAAUACUGCCCUUCUUGCUUGGAAAAUGAUCAAGGAUGGUUGCUUAAUGAAAAUUACCAGGUCCUUGAACAAGGUUCCCCCUAAGAAGAAUCCCAACAUUUUGGCCAGAAAUCUGAAUACAAAUCAAGUUGAAGAAACAUCGGCCUGCAACAGUAGCCUUUGGAGUCCCAGUGUACAUGAUAGGGAGCCUAAAAAUACAGUAUGUCACCAUGACAAGGUUCAGAUGAGGUCAGUUGGUGUGAAUUCUAUAAAGGCACGGCAAGACGAGCCGCAACCUAGGAGCAGUAUAAGGGUGGGUCUUCACAAUGCCAAAAGCUGUUCCUCUCUCUUCAACACUCGCUCCUCUACUUUGGGGUGGCACUCGCGGAGUCCCAGCUUGCCUGCACCUAUGCAGGAGCAAAUCAGAAGCGAGCAUUGUGCACUGGACACCAAAUCUAAGGCUUCAACAAUGGGUUCAGAACUGGUACUCGUUUCCACGACCCUUUCAUCUGUUAAUCAUGUUUCCGAUAUGGAAGUGAGUUCAGCUCUUGACUGUUUGCCUAUGCUGGCCGACUGGGAGGAUGUAGCUUUACUGCCAGCAUCUCAGCCUGAGCAAAAUGCAGACUGUGUACCUCCCAUUAGUGACCCAAACUUAGAUACGUCACUUAAUUCUGGAGAAAGAUUAACGGUUUUAAAGGAAUCUGAAAUGCUGAGCCAUGAAAACUUUGCAGGCACAGAAGAAACUCCUCGAAAAUCUGAGACCACUAAGGCAGUUGUGUAUAAAAGUCCACAUACUACUAUUUAUAAUGUAAAAGAAGCCAAAGAUCCGGGUUCAGAUGUUUCUAACUUUAAGUUACCUGGGUGCAGAUCAAGUAGCUUCAACAGUGUUAAAGCCGGUGUGUCUCAUCCUUCAGUUUUGGGGACACAUUCUCUUUUAGGUGUCACUAAGAGGAAGCCAUCCAGUUUCCCUGCUUUCCCACCAGCAAAAAAACAGACCUUCACCAUUCAUGAAGAAAUGCCUACAUCAUCUAAUGGCUCCCCAGUGAGAAGUUGUCAGAAGGUUCUCUCUUCUGUCUUAACCUCUACAGUGAACCUACAGGAGCCUUGGAAGAGUGGGAAAAUGACCCCUCCGUUAUGCAAGUGUGGCCGGAGAUCUAAGAGACUAGUUGUUUCUAAUAAUGGACCGAACCAUGGAAAAGUCUUCUAUUGUUGUCCGAUUGGCAAAUACCAAGAAAACAGAAAAUGUUGUGGUUAUUUCAAAUGGGAACAAACGCUUCAAAAGGAAAGAGCCAAGAGCUUAGUUCAGUCUCCUUCCUCACGGGGACUUGCUUUUAGUUCUCCAGAAACAAGCCAUAUCUGUGACAGAAAUGUAAAUGUUUCUACUGAAAAUUCAUUGAGACUCAGACCUUCAAUGAGGACUUGAUAAUCUUUCCUUACAUCUAAACUAUGUUUU
This is a messenger RNA of Rhinolophus ferrumequinum (greater horseshoe bat), 2203 nucleotides long. RefSeq names its product ERI1 exoribonuclease family member 2 (gene ERI2). Gene Ontology annotation, molecular function: 3'-5'-RNA exonuclease activity; zinc ion binding; nucleic acid binding. NCBI's taxonomy places the organism in Eukaryota, Metazoa, Chordata, Mammalia, Chiroptera, Rhinolophidae. The transcript is spliced from 9 exons. The record is from RefSeq and is a predicted model, not a curated record. The coding region runs from base 113 to 2173 and encodes 686 amino acids. Gene Ontology annotation, biological process: exonucleolytic trimming to generate mature 3'-end of 5.8S rRNA from tricistronic rRNA transcript (SSU-rRNA, 5.8S rRNA, LSU-rRNA).